ACUUCAUACAAAAUAUAUUAACUUAAGUAUAAUAUUGACUUAGAUCAGUACCCCUUAGUCCCAAUCUUUUAAUUAAUUAAAUAUUAAAAAUAUCCUAAUCUAAAAGAUUGUUUAUUGAAAAGUUUUAUAAAAUAUUUUUAUUUCUUUCAUAAAUUAAAAUUUUUAUUUUCUAUCACCAAUUGUAAUUAUGUUGGACGAUAGUACUGAAGAAUUUCUCUUAGAUACAUUUAAUUAUUCAGAUUUAAACGAAAAGUUGGAAAGAAUCAAAUGUAUUGUCAAAGAUACAAAUCAUAAUGGGAAUAAAGAAAUUUCCAUUAAUGAAUUAAUUAUUAGUUGUAUUGAAAUUUUAAAAUCUGGUAAACUAUCUUUGGAGUUAAUUGAAAAAGGUUUCAAUAUAUCAGUAUCUAUAAUAUCAGAUUUGAUAACUUAUGAGCAUGCUGUUAUUAUAUCAUUUAAACAUUGUUCUGAAAGUAAUUUGAUAUAUGGAGACCUUUUUGAAUGUGUACGUCCACAUCUUACAGAAUUAUUUCAAAAAGCUUCAGAUUUACAGACUUCAUUUUUCAAUAUAAUAGAAAAUAUUAAAUUUAAUAUGAACAACAAAGAAGAAAUUGAAUUGGUUUUAAAAAUUUUAAAUCUAAUAUGGCAUGGAGCAGAGUCAGUUUAUAGUGUUAGCAACAAAGUUAUGACAGCCAAUUGGAAAAUAUAUAUUAACAUAUUGCAAAAGUUUUCUCCUUAUUUAAAAAAAGUGAUAAAUAAUGAUGAACCUAUCAACUUUUUAUGCUCUAAAAUUAAAGAAAAUGUUUUAUCUUUUCAAUCUGAAGAUGAAAAACCUAUGAAGUUGUCUACAUACAUGAUAAGUGUAUUAACUAAAAUUUGUUCUCACGGGCGCUUGUUGAAAUCAUACAAUAACUUGUUGGACAUAUUGAUAUUUUUAAAUAGUUAUUGGCUGUUAGAUACACAGAAAAAUGUUAUUAUUCUCAAGGAUAAAAUGUUAAAAUUUUCUGACCAACUAUUAUUAAUAUCUGGUGAUGAUUUUAUAGAAUUGUUUCAUAAAAGUUGCCAAAAUAUUUUAUUAAGUAAUAACAAUAAAAAUAAAAUAUCUGCUAUGUAUAUUGCAAUAAUCUUACUGAAACGUUUUUUGAAAAAUCCUAGUGUGCAACAUUCAUGUCAGCUAAUAAGUACAAUUUUUCAACUUAUUAAUAAUAUUGAGUGGGCCUUGUGUUGCAAUAAUAUAGAUCUUUAUGAACAAUUAUUAAUUAAUUUGGCUUCUGUUAUCUUGGUAACUGAUGUAGAUUUGUUUGAAAGAAUUGAAGAAAUUAUUAUAAAUAAUUUACUUCAAACACAGCUUUUGCCUGCACUAUUUGCAAGUGACUUAUGGAUCAUUAUAAUGAGGUAUUUGCCACAAGAAGUGUCUGAAUCCCAAUUUUUGAAGUUAGUUAAAUUGUUUGAAGAGUUAAUGAAUUUGCCUUGUUUUACACAAUGUCCACAACAUAUUUAUGUUGAUUCGUUGUUGAAAAGACAUUUUAACAUGUUAACUGAUAAAAGGAAUUUGGCUAGUAAUUUUCCACAAUUAAAUAAUCCUAACUUAAGAACUACUUUGGGAAUACUCCAUGUUCCAACUCUGUCAAAGAAGUACAAAUUUUCUGAAUUGGUUAAAUUAUUAAUAAAUAUUUCAAAUCAAAAUAAAAUUCAUCAUUUAAAUGAUGAUGUUGGUCAUUUAUGGGAUAUUAUCAAGGAUGAUCAUCCUGCUAGUUUAAUUAGUGCUCUAGUCGAAGUCACAAUCAAUUCAGAUAUUUUAUUAAAGAAAGUCAUACCAAAAGUAUCAAAAUUUUUUAACAAUGGACAUAUUAGUAGUGAUACUACUGAAACCAAGCGUUAUAGACUUAGACUUCUGAGGACAGCAUUACCUCAUAUUACAUCAAUUCAUGAAAAAAUGGUAGUAGAUAUAUUUCAUGAAUAUUUGUUUGACUCACAUCCAUUAGUCCAACAAUGGACAGUUGAAACCAUUGUCUACUUUGUUAGUGUUACUGGAAAACAAAACAAUUUGAUAACAAUGCUUUUUAAACAACCUAAAGUUAGAACUGUCAUCACAAAUUAUUUGGAAAUGAAAACUGAUGAACCUUAUUCUGCGGAUAACUUUAUGUUUUAUUUCGAUCAGCUUAACAAAUGUAAAUUUAAACACAAAUGUUUUCAUAAAGGGCAAAUUGAUAAAACAUUGGACAAAAUAAAAACUGAUAUAAUUAUCUUAAAAAAUAUUAUGCAAAAUGCAACAAUUUCUGAUGACGAAUAUGCAAAAUUAAAAAUAUGUUGCAAUUUACUAAAUAAUUUGUGUGAUAGUAAUGGAAAAAAUACUGAGGAUGUUAUUUACCUAUAAUUAUGUAUUAUGUUUUUUUUAUUUAUAGAUAUAUACAUAUGAUUCAUUCAAAUAUUAGAAAAAAAUUUAAAUAUUUGUUAUUUAAUAUAAGUAUUUUUAUUUUAUAUAACAUGUGUUUUACUUAAAUAAGUUAAUUUAUAAUAGUUUGCAGCUA
This is a messenger RNA of Daktulosphaira vitifoliae (grape phylloxera), 2528 nucleotides long. RefSeq lists its product as uncharacterized. Lineage: Eukaryota; Metazoa; Arthropoda; Insecta; Hemiptera; Phylloxeridae. The transcript has 9 exons. The record is from RefSeq and is a predicted model, not a curated record. The coding region runs from base 188 to 2374 and encodes 728 amino acids.